Messenger RNA from Amoebophrya sp. A25, 2101 nucleotides. Lineage: Eukaryota; Dinophyceae; Syndiniales; Amoebophryaceae. The record is from the annotation of a GenBank genome assembly.
AUGAAAGGAGUGGUGUCCUCCGUCAGCCUCUGCACGCGGCUUCAGCCCACGUCUUAUUGUGGCGCAGGACGACGGGCAAAUGCAGGAGUCAGAAGAAAGAGUCAUGAAUCGUGUUCCAGCACCAUACCACUAACAGACGACGCGCACUUUCAUCGAGAAAUAAAGCCGGAUCCGCAUGGACAUCACAGGCAGCUGCAUAUGAUUGCAUUACUUCAAAAGCAUUAUGGCCCUUUCUCGACGACGAAUCCUGUGAGAGCAGGCAAGCCCACGAUACAAAUGCCAGAAAGUUGUCGUCGAUAUUUUGCUUCCCAUACGCUGCAGAGUGAUAUGCUCCCGGAGAUUCAAGAAGCGCAAAAGUUCUUGGAAAAGGGCAAUUGGCGGAAAGCAUUGGGCCCGAUCGACCGCGCGUUGGACAUUUUAAAGGUUCCAGGUCUCGAGACCGACCAGAUACGCGCCCUUGCGUGGUCCGCGAAGGCGAACUUUGAGCUCGGGAAUUAUUCAGGUGCAUUACGAAGCCUACAGAAAGGAAGCGAACUUUUCUCACAGAUGUCUGGAACCGUACCGGGUGCUUUGACCCAGGAAAAGGAAUGCCUAGAUCUUCUGUUGGUUAUCCUUGUAGCAGAGCAAGGCGCUCUAGGAGAAAUCACUCAGUCGCUAUUCCCUGAGGCAGUGCAGCGGAAAGAAAUAGAAUCCUCCGCAGAGAGAACAGACGAAUCUGCUUCUGCACUGGCCCGAUUUUUUCCGACCCUAUGGGUUUCUGAAAAUGUCGCUCAAAUUCCUGAAGCAGAAGACUCGCUCCUCGAACGCCUUUGCGUAAGUGUAGAGGCGGACACCGAUCAUGGCAACAAGUAUCCAUCGACGGAAGUAUUUGUGGAUUUGGAUAAAGCUGCACUCGCAUCUGCCAUAGGGAGUUCUUGUACAGCAAGAAAUGCGGAACAAAACAUCUCCGCUGGCGGAGCCGCAAGAAUAAAAGUUGACCUCGCCUCAAAGUUCGCAAAGACCCUCCUCAAAGUUUGCAACGAAGUGAAAAGCAGCACCACCUCCGAAUUCAAAGAAGCUCUAGAGCGGCAAACGUGCCUGUUGGAGCGCCUUUGUGCGAAGCAAGAUUUCAACUCAGAUACGACAGUCUUGGAUCGCAUUGUCCGGGAAAAGGUGAUGCCACUGGCGAAACUGGUGUCUAACGUUUUAGAGGAGACAAGCGGUACUGAUGGCAGCCGUAUAUGUAUAUCGCAUCAUAACAGAAGUAUCUUACAGUGUUGCAGAGCGCGGCUCUUAGCUGCUGCAGCGCAUGUGCUUCUCUGCCAGCAGCAGAUCGUUUCCGCGGAAGGACUUUUGCGGACGGCGAGGACUGCGUUGGACACCCCGCCUGAGGAAAGCUUGUCAGUACGCAUGCUUGUAUGGAAGAAAAACGUGCUCGAAAGUUACACGCAUACAUUGUCGAAAUGGGAGCGCAGAGAAAGAGAUAUUGAAGCUAUACGAAGCGAAGUCACAAAGUUGGAAGAGAAGAUACGCGUGGAAACAGGCGUUGAAUUGGACACUGGGGAAUAUCUAGUAGAUGACAUGACAAUACUCGUCACAAGUAGCUGCGUGCUUCCAGCAACUGACAUACCAUGGCCUUUCCAGACUUAAGAAUAUCAUGCCGUUCUUUUUUAUUUUCCAUAGCUUGCUCUUUGUGGUACCUACUUCUAAGAAGUCGAAGAUGAAAAGGAACAACUUGUAAAUACAUAGCCGGCAACAUAAGACCCCUGCUGCCUUCGUGGCGCCAGAAGGCCUCCUCUUGGUGCAGGCAAGAGUAUAAUCGCUGUUGAGGGCCUUCUGAACAAGUCUCUUUGCUACUUAGGAGUAGCCGUCAUAAUGAGUAAGAGUAUGAGUAUGAGAUUGAGAAUAUAAUAAAGAAACAAGGGCACAUCGGGUCUUAUUCCUUUCUGUUCAGAUCAUUCCUCGCAGAAGUAACCGAUGUUGAUAAAUUCAACCAUUGUAAUUUCGGUUGGCCUUGGAUCAUGUAGUCUGUUCACUUUCACUCUUCAUGUCAGGUCCAUGAAAAGUUGACAGUAUAGACGAUGACGAUUUGUGUUGCAACGUGAAGUGUGUAGGUACAAUG